GAAAUUCAGAAAAACACCAGACAUACGAAGACAGUCUUCAUUAAGAAGAAUAGUAGGUCGGUGUACGUGUGUAAAUCAAUGCAAAUUGUUUUCCAAUGAAGGUUCAAAAUGUAGAUACUUUGAGGAAACCAUAGCCGAAAAACGUGCUAAUAAAUCAACGCUUCAAAACUUUAACUUAAACCGCACGCUCAACAUGCACAUUCAAACAAGUGUCCAAAACACGGUUGAAACUAAAUCAGUGGACUUAAAACUUACAGCGCCUAAUACAAUCUUGACACAGGGACCAUGGUUACUAUGGAGGAAUUUAACAGUCACGCUGAAAAAGUUAAAAAGCUUAAAACAAAACCUAAUGAUAAUGAUCUCCUUGAACUUUACGGCUUGUACAAACAAGCUACAGUUGGUGACAACAAUACAUGUGCACCUGGUAUCCUCGAUCUAAAAGGAAAGGCAAAAUGGAACGCUUGGAAUGGAAAAAAGGGUAUUUGCAGCGAAGAAGCCAAAAGGUUGUACGUGAAUAAAGCUAGAUGCCUUAUUGAAAAAUAUGGACUGGAAUCAUAAUUACUAUUACUUUUGUUCAAGGAAACUAGUUUAUUCAGUUAAUAUUCAUAUAUUUUUGAUAUGAUUUGCAUAUUGAGUUCGGUUAUAAUUUUUACUCUUUUUUCCUCAUUUUUUUAUUUGUUACUUUACAAAUGUUAAUCGUAACGAUAGGGGUCAGUAAACAUUUUUGAUAAUUGUUAUUUACUGUAUAUCUAAACGUGUUUUACGACAUUAACGACUUCUAUUGUCUUUCAUACUUUUUUGUAAUAUCAAAAUAUAUAUUAAAGGAAACAUA
This is a messenger RNA of Schistosoma curassoni, 832 nucleotides long. The record is from the annotation of a GenBank genome assembly. NCBI's taxonomy places the organism in Eukaryota, Metazoa, Platyhelminthes, Trematoda, Strigeidida, Schistosomatidae.